CUCUCGGGCUGCCCCAUCGUGUGUGGCGGUGGCGCUCGCCGCCAUUUUGCCAUAGGGGCGCGCUGCUGGCGUUUUGUGCUCAAUGUCGAGGGUAAACUGGCUUUUCCCUGCGGAAUGAGGCGGGCAGAAGCCGCUGUCUCCUAACCCGGCCGUUUUACACCGUGUUUUGGUGGCGGUUACGUGUCCCACAUAGCUGGCUCUUGGCAGGGAAGUGUGAGGGAGCCCGGUCCCUCGAGAACUCCUUGAACUGACACUGAGCGUGCCUUGCCUGGCCGGGGGCUGGUUUCUCCCCCAGUGCAGGCAAACGGCAUUUCAGAAGCAGGCUUUACAACCCAGGCAGCACAGCUCAGCCUGCCAGCGUUGAUGUGAGCAGCUCCUGCCACGCUCCUCACCCCACUCGCCCUCCUCCCUCUGCCGGGGCCAGGCGCUGCCUGCCCGCCGCCGUGGGUACACCCAGUCCGGGGGAGCAGCCGUAGCGGCGCUCCCGCCUCCCCCCGCACAGCCCAGCCUCCGGGGCGGAGAGCAGCGGGCGGCGAGCGCCGGGCCCGCAGCAGGUCGGGGCUGCGGCGGGGCCCGCGUUUCCCGCGGCACGGCUCGGGAUGCUGCCGGCGCUGCCGGACGGUGACGAGCGGGAGCUGGAGAGCAGCGAAGAGGGCGGCGGCGCGGGCGAGGAGCGGCGGCCGGAGCGGCACGGCAGCACCUACCACAGCCUCUACGGCUACCGGAGCUGCAGAUCCUCGCAGCAGGGAGCAGGCGGCGGGGAUGGCAGUCCCAGCAGUGCGGCGGCAGAGACACCCUCCAGCGAAGACUUCAGCCUCUCCUUGCUGGACACUAAUUUACCAGCUGAAGCAGAGACUGAACUGCGCAGUUUUAUUGCUAAGCGUCUUUCUAAAGGAGCCCUGUUUGAAGGAAUGGGGAAUGUAGCAUCAGUGGGACUGAGCAUACCAGAAUAUAGAGUUGGUUGUUAUUACUGUCGUUUCCAACAAGAAAAUAUUCUAGAAAUGGCAACACUGGAAUCAGACAUCAAUGUUCCAGAAUACGUGGUUUGUUUCUUAGGUGGAUCAGAGAAAGGUCUAGAACUUUUCAGACUGGAGCUGGACAAAUACAUUCAAAGUCUGAAGAUAAACCUUGAUUUGGAGCAAAAACCUUUGGAGACCUAUGUUAACCCCUACUUGAGAAGCUGGUUUGAGGAUGCCAUCUGCCCUAUUCAGAGAGUGGUACAGCUCUUCCAGGAGAAACUCGCCUUUUUGUUGCAUGCUGCUUUGAGUUAUACUCCUGUAGAAGUAAAAAAUGCAGAUGAAAGAACAGAAAAAGACAUCAGCAGGUUUCUGGCUGCUGCCAGCCUCCAAGGACUUGUUCAGGAAGGCACCAUGACCUCCUUGUGUAUUGCCAUGACUGAGGAACAGCACAAGUCAAUGAUUAUAGACUGUAGCGGGCUUCUGCCUCAGCUGCAUAAUGCAGGAAGCAACAGAUUCUGUGAGGACUGGAUGCAUGCUUUUGUGAAUGGUGCUGAAGGUGGAAAUCCAUUUCUCUUCCGGCAGAUUUUGGAAAACUUUAAAUUGAAGGCUAUACAAGACAUUAACAACCUGAAGAGGUUUAUCCGCCAGGCUGAAAUGAACCACUACGCCUUGUUCAAGUGCUACCUGUUCCUAAAGAACUGUGGCAGUGGAGACAUCCUUCUGAAGAUUGUGAAAGUGGAACAUGCAGAAAUGCCAGAAGCCAGGAACGUAGUGACAGUCCUUGAGGAAUUCAUGAGAGAAACAUCAGUGGCUUAAAACUAUCGUAAUUAUUCUGUACUCGUUUGAGGGUAUCGUAUAAUCAUUCAUUUCUUCUGUGCAGCUUAGUUUCACUAUUGCAGGAUUUUUAAUUUGUAUUUAAAAGUAUUACCUAAGUCAAACCUAAGUUGCAGUUUCAUCUUCUUUUCUCUAGAGAAAGCAGUAUGAGCUUUUUUUAAUGUGUAGGUCUCGGAUCAUACCAACUCCUGCAGUUUUCAGUGCUUACCAAAAGCUCCAAAUGGUUUGCUCCUUCUCUGAGGAAAUCAUGACAUUUGGAUUUACAGUCAUUGCACACGAAAAAAGCAAUCCCUGACCUGGCAAGCAUUUUGGUGUUUUAAAUCUUUUAAAUAUCGUUAAAAUGAUCAUGUCUAAUCGUUAAGAUCUGGACUUUUGUUUUAAUAUUUAAAGAAGCACAAACAUUUGGAUAAAUCAUACUAAAUGAAUUAAUCAUAUUUGUUUAUGUAUUCUCUUUAUGUAAGAGAACAAGAUAACAAGUCUGUAGCUGGUUUCAACAUUAUACUUUUAAAUUGGCAGCUUGUUCUGCUGUCACUAGAUAAAUACGCUGUGAAUUGGUAUGAAACAGAACUGCCUUAAGACUGAACAGAGCUUUAGGAAUCUGUAUGUGCUUGUAUGUACGCAUACAUACACUGGCCAGACAUGUUAAAUUCCCAGGCUGUUAGAUAAAUCCCCUUCUUCACUAGUUUCUGUUGUGAUCGAGACCACCUUUGUAUGUUCUCAGUACCCAUUGUGCAUAACUAUAAAUAAACAUAUGUUUUUCAGUCGUGGAGAAUUAAACCUGAACAUUUUACAGAUCAAAUAUUAACUUUGAGUUAAUAGAAACUUCUUCGGGAACUCAAGUAAGCUAAGUUGCCACAUUAAUUAUUCAGACUUUAAAACAUUUCACUGUAUUUCAGCAAUGAAUUCUUACCUACAUCAUAGGACAUGUAGACAGCAGAAUACUUGAAGAAAAUCUUUGGCUACAGCUGGAAUCAGAACUCCUGAGGCCUCUGAGUGACCACAUAAACGAGGACUAUUUCUGCAGACGUGAUAGAAGCAAAACUCUUCAUUGUUUUCCUUCGCAGCAGAGGGUGUUUGAACACCUGACAUCAGGCAUUUGGACAACUCUCCCUCAAACAGUAACUGUAACAGUCCUACCAAUGCAGUUUGACUGUUCUGCCAGUGCUGUGCUGUGAUGACAGAAGUUGAGUGCUUUCCUGUGACACCACUGCCUUGAACCUAUAACAAGGUUUACAAUAAAAUAUUAAAAUCCUUAA
This is a messenger RNA of Strigops habroptila (Kakapo), 3049 nucleotides long. It is a transcript of the gene C14H17orf75, whose product is annotated as chromosome 14 C17orf75 homolog. Bases 600 to 1775 code for a protein of 391 amino acids. Gene Ontology annotation, cellular component: trans-Golgi network. The transcript has 11 exons. NCBI's taxonomy places the organism in Eukaryota, Metazoa, Chordata, Aves, Psittaciformes, Psittacidae. The record is from RefSeq and is a predicted model, not a curated record.